This is a messenger RNA of Leishmania mexicana MHOM/GT/2001/U1103, 1941 nucleotides long. RefSeq lists its product as hypothetical. The transcript has a single exon. Bases 1 to 1941 code for a protein of 646 amino acids. The record is from RefSeq and is a predicted model, not a curated record. Lineage: Eukaryota; Euglenozoa; Kinetoplastea; Trypanosomatida; Trypanosomatidae. Gene Ontology annotation, biological process: cellular response to misfolded protein. Gene Ontology annotation, molecular function: Hsp70 protein binding. Gene Ontology annotation, cellular component: endoplasmic reticulum membrane.
AUGACGGAUCGUUGCUACCGCACCCUCGGUCUCGACCGCGGCGCCGCCGAGGCGGAUAUUAAGCGGGCAUACCGCAAGAUGGCGCUGCUUCUCCACCCGGACCGAAACCCAAACGGUGCGGCGGCUUUCAAAGUGCUCCAGGGCGACUACGAGGAGGCCCUCACAGACGCGAGGCGCCGAGGCGCCCACGGGGGCGGGGUGCCACCGUUUUCCUCGGGGGCGUCGCCGUCAUGGGACCCGGCCGCACCGGCAGCCGGUGCAGCGUACCGAUUUGCGCGAGCGGCCGGUAGCGCAUGCCCGCCCUUCUUCCCCGAACCCUCCCCUGCUCCCCUGUUCACCGAUGCGGAGCUGUUUAGUGAGUCGAUCCCUGGUGGUUGGCGCGACGUCUGUGCGCGACGCGGUGCGCCGGCCCGAGGAGGCGACAAGUCAGGCGGCAGAAACAACGCCGAGGGUCGCACGGAGAAGAUACACGGUGGUAACAGCUGUGGGAGUGAAGAGGCCGCGGCGGCCGAUGCGCGGUGGCGCCGCGCACAUGGGGCACGUGUGCCCGUUAGUGCAUACGAGUUUAGCGGUCCAGUGCCACAGCCUCCGCCGACCUCAGCACAGCCGAGCCCGCACUUCUCCUCUUCCUCCUUCAAAUCGCCCUGCACACAAACGCGCGCGUCUGUCGUUGUGACGGGGUCUUUGCCGACUCCGGCGCAGUGGAACGGCUUUCUCUCACGUGAUCAUGCGUGGACGCCGUCGUCCGCUGAGGCCCGGUCAUUCGACGCCAAACAUGCAGCUGGUGGCGCCGGCAACGUUGGUAGUUCACGGGGUUGCGGUGGGCACACGGGUCAGAAGCGCGAAUCGGUGUGUGGCAGCGACACACGCGAGUCCGCCGAGGAUCGCGCGUAUCGCGAGGCUGUGUUUCUGCACCGCCGCAUGCCGGAGCUUUCGGCGAAAUCGAGAGACACGGCUGCUGAACGCACGCGAACGUACGCGCAACCGGACCGCGCGCGCCCGACUGAGGAGGUACCGGUUGACAGCAACGCCGCCGCCUCUGCAGAAAGAGGUGUCUCCCACCAGCGCAGCGACCUUCACACCACAGGCACGACGAGCAGCAGCAGGACCGAGGGCGAACCCCUCGAGGCAGCGCUAAACGAAAGGGAGGAGUUGUCCCGGCAAUGCCGAGACACGGAGACGACACUGCAGGGCGAACUCGGUGAUGGCCUCGCACCAGCCUCUCCCGAUGAUGGGGAUGCGUCAGCUCACUCCGACAAAGGGGACCGUGCUGGUGGCGCUAGUGCGGGGUUGGGGCCGUCAGCGUCAGUUCCCUUGGCGGGGUCUUGGAGCGACACAUCUCGUGCAGGCGACGCGUUCCCAGUGAAGCAGAGCGCUUUUCCGGAGCCGAACAGUGAUGAUUGGCUCCGGAGCGACUUAGCCCAUCGGGAUAGGAUCCUAGAUGAGAGCCGCCUCGUGCAGAGUGAGAGCCUUCGCUACCGCUACACCCCGAACCCGGCCGAGGUGGCUGAGAUGAGCGACAUGGAGGUUUACCUCCUAGCGUCUGUCGCGGAGGACAUCCAUCACGAGAUGCAGGCAGUCAUGGCGGCACGGCUGAGCAAGGGGCUGUGCAGCUGUUGUGCUUCGGCUCCACGAGCGCACCAACAUGGGUACUUCACCUGCACUCACCCUAGCGUCUGUGAAGGCUGCUACGUGUCAGGGGUAUCAAAAUGCCCUCUCUGCGGAGCUGCGCGUCUGGAUCGGUCGAGUCUGCCGCCGCUGCCGCCGACGACGACCGCCACCGCCUCAUCUUGGAUAGAGCAGGGUGGCACCACCGGCGCCUCUAGUGCGUGCACAGCAAUACGUGCUUCAUUGGCGUCCUCUUCCGCGCCACCGCCAGAGGCGAAAUAUAAGCCGGUAAGAGUACCCUCUGUGUUAUCUUGUGGGGAGGCUGAUGCGUGA